AGUAUACAUAUUUAUCAAUGCAUAGCUUCAUCGCUUCAUCGCUAGCGAUAAAAAGACUCCGUACCUAGCUCAGUUUACAUCUAACUGCCUCCAGCGGCAGUGGCUUCGUUGCGCGUUAUUCCAGUUGACGAGAAGAGCAGUACGGGUGUUGCUGAUUAGAUCGUCUUAUUAAGUUGUUAUAUUGAAAAACACAAACAAAGCGUACAAAUGAACGCUUUGGCGUUGAUCGCUUUCGCGGUCUGGGCGCUUUUUAUGCGCUACUUGCCGCACAUCGUAGAAUUUUUACGUAUAAAGAAAUUCGCGUCUACCAUACCGGGACCAAGUAUUGGUGAACUUAUUGAGAAUGCGAAAAAAGGACAAAUUCUGCUGUGGCUCAAUACGCUUUACAAAGAACAUGGUCCUGUUUUUCGCAUAUGGUUCGGUAAGGAUCUCAUGGUUUUCUUUUCCGAUGCUGAGGACGUCAGACAAAUACUAAGUAAUAACAAAUUGUUGAAAAAGUCCAGAAAUUACGAACUCUCCGAAGUAUGGCUGGGCAAGGGACUCUUAACUAGUGCCAACAAAGCCUGGCAACGUCGCCGGAAAUUACUCACACCCGCCUUUCACUUUCGCAUACUGAGCGAAUUCAAGGAGCCCAUGGAGGAUAACUGUCAAAUUCUCAUCAGCAAAUUGCGCGAGAAAGCAAACGGCGAGCAGUUCGAUAUAUAUCCAUAUAUAACGUUAUUCGCUUUGGAUGCUAUUUUGGAGACGGCGAUGGGCUUAAAAAAAAAUGUACAGAUGCAGGGCGAGUCGGAAUAUGUGAAGGCAGUACAGACCAUUUGUCGCGUGUUGCACAAGCGAUCCUUCUCAUUUUGGCAUCGCUUUGAGUUGAUCUAUCGCUUCACCGAUGCGUACAAAGAGCGAUUGGAGGCACUGAAGAUACUGCAUGGCGAAACUAAUCGUAUGAUCAAGUUGCGUCGCCAACUACUGCAUGACAACAACUUACAUAAUGUGGCUGACGCUGAGAAAUCAGAUGACGUCGGCGGUAAGCGUCGUCUUGCCUUUCUCGAUAUGCUGCUGCUAUCGCAACUAGAGGGUAGCGGUCUAACGGACCUCGAAAUACGCGAAGAAGUCGACACUUUUUUGUUCGAGGGUCACGAUACCACGAGCUCUGCCAUGGCCUUCUGUAUUUAUUUGCUCUCCCAGCAUGAGGACAUACAGCAGCGCGCUUACAAGGAGGCCGUAGCUAUGCAGGGCCGUGAAAAAGAAUCCAUGCGUUACUUGGAGGCGGUCAUAAAAGAAACGCUACGGAUUUAUCCUACAGUACCUUUUUACUCACGAAAAACGGAAGAAGACUUACAAAUCGGUAAUUUGACAGUGCCAAAGGGUGCCGCCAUCAGCAUUCUGGCCUAUAUGGUACAUCGUGAUGAAAAGCAUUAUCCAGAACCUAUAAAAUUCAGCCCAGAACGGUUUUUGGCAACCGACAAAGAGUUGCAUCCAUUCGCUUUCGUAGCUUUUAGUGCUGGACCAAGGAAUUGCAUUGGUCAAAAGUUUGCCAUGUUGGAGUUAAAGCUCACGCUAUCGUCUCUUUUGCGGAGUUACGAGUUUUUGCCAGUGAAGGAUUUCAUACCCAAUCCGUUGGCAGAGUUGGUGAUGAAAAGUGGAAAUGGCAUACAGAUACGUAUGCGGCCACGAAAAUAGAACACGGCCACCAUUUUUUAAUGCAUUUAUUGAUCUUUCACCGGCUUGUGUUGUUAAAUAUUACUUGUUUAAAAAGAUGUUCUAAAAAAAUUAUUUUAUUAAUAAUCGUAUGACUUUACAAUUUCCCUCAAUAUAAAAUGCAAACUCCACUUUAUGAACGGGGAUAUCGGACCACUAUAGCAUUUAGUUGCCAUACAAACUGAACGAUCGAAAUCAAGUGCUUGUACGGAAAACUUUUUCAUAACACGAGAAUUUGUCAUGGAUUACUGCAAUACUGCAAUCUCCGAAAAAAUUGUUCAGAUCGGAAUACUAUAGCAUUUAAUUGCCAUACAAACUGACUGAUCAAAAUCAAGGAAUAUUUUGUAUUUGUGAAGGUCAUUAUAGCAUCCGUUCAACCGAAGUUAACAUUUUUUCUUAUUUUAAAUAUUGUAUAUUCGUUACUUGCACUUUAUAAGCUUUACGAACUCUGCGAUAUUGACUGCAAAGCGACUAUGUCUAUACUUUACUUGCCUUUUUAAACUCACAAAAUCAAACUGAAGUUAGUGUGACUAUAUUUAAAGUGGAAGUUAUUGAAGAGUUUUAUUAAAGUCGAGCAACUGCUUCGAAAUUGAGUAGCGUAACAAAAUGAAAUUUUUUUAACAAUUUGUGUGGAUUAAAAUGGAUGUUAUACUGAAAACGAA
This is a messenger RNA of Bactrocera oleae (olive fruit fly), 2357 nucleotides long. It is a transcript of the gene Cyp4s3, whose product is annotated as Cytochrome P450 4s3. The record is from RefSeq and is a predicted model, not a curated record. NCBI's taxonomy places the organism in Eukaryota, Metazoa, Arthropoda, Insecta, Diptera, Tephritidae. Gene Ontology annotation, molecular function: monooxygenase activity; iron ion binding; oxidoreductase activity, acting on paired donors, with incorporation or reduction of molecular oxygen.